GCCCCGCCCCCACCGGCGCCACCUCGCGGACCAUCCGGCGAGUCACGUGACGGAUCGGCAGCGCUGGCGGUUGCUGUCAGCUGAUUCCACGGGUUGGUGGCAGCAGCAGCCGCAACCAUGGACUUUCUCCUAGGGAACCCGUUCAGCUCUCCGGUGGGACAGCGCAUCGAGAAAGCCACAGACGGCUCCUUGCAGAGCGAAGACUGGGCACUCAACAUGGAGAUCUGCGACAUCAUCAACGAGACGGAGGAAGGUCCCAAAGAUGCCUUUCGAGCAAUAAAGAAGAGAAUCGUGGGGAAUAAGAACUUCCACGAGGUGAUGCUGGCUCUCACGGUCUUGGAAACCUGCGUCAAAAACUGCGGGCACCGCUUCCACGUGCUGGUGGCCAGCCAGGACUUCGUGGAGGGUGUGCUGGUGAGGACCAUCCUGCCCAAGAACAACCCACCCACCAUCGUGCACGACAAGGUGCUCAACCUCAUCCAGUCCUGGGCAGACGCGUUCCGCAGCUCGCCCGAUUUGACAGGCGUUGUUGCUGUCUACGAGGACCUGCGCAGGAAGGGCCUGGAGUUCCCGAUGACUGACCUAGACAUGCUGUCGCCCAUCCACACGCCCCAGAGGACCGUGUUCAGCUCAGAGACACCAUCAGGACAGAAUUCUGUGGGCAUCGACGCCAGUCAUCGAGGGGACUCUAGCCAGCACACGGCCCCUCUGCCCGCCCCUGCUGUACUCUCCAGUGACACGCCCAUAGCACCAACCCCUGAGCAGAUUGGGAAGCUGCGCAGCGAGCUAGAGAUGGUGAGCGGGAACGUGCGGGUGAUGUCGGAGAUGCUGACGGAGCUGGUGCCCACCCAGGCAGAGCCUGCAGACCUGGAGCUGCUACAGGAGCUCAACCGGACGUGCCGCGCCAUGCAGCAGCGGGUCCUGGAGCUCAUCCCCCGCAUCGCCAACGAGCAGCUGACGGAGGAGCUUCUCAUCGUCAACGACAAUCUCAACAACGUAUUCCUGCGCCACGAACGGUUUGAGCGGUUCCGAACAGGCCAGACCCCCAAGGCCCCAGGCGAGGCUGAGGCGGCAGCUGACCUCAUCGACAUGGGCCCUGACCCAGCGGCCACCGGCAACCUCUCCUCCCAGCUGGCGGGAAUGAACCUGGGCUCCAGCAGCGUGAGGGCUGGCCUGCAGUCUCUGGAGACCUCUGGCCGAUUGGAAGAUGAGUUUGACAUGUUUGCGUUGACACGAGGCAGCUCACUGGCUGGAGUGAGUGGCCUGGCCCUAUCCUGGUCCCCUGCAGUGGUAAAGUAUGAAGACCCCCAAGCUACAGACGGCCUGGCCGGCGCCCUGGACGCCCGACAGCAGAGCACUGGAGCGAUCCCCGUCACCCAGGCCUGCCUGAUGGAGGACAUCGAGCAGUGGCUGUCCACUGACGUGGGGAAUGACCCAGAAGAGCCCAAGGGCGUCACCAGUGAAGAAUUUGACAAGUUCCUGGAAGAACGGGCCAAAGUGGCUGAUCAGUUGCCCAACCUCUCCAGCCCCUCAGCCGAGGGCCCCCCAGGCCCCCCUCCUGGCACUGUCCCUCGAAAGAAGACCCAGGAGAAAGAUGACGACAUGCUGUUUGCCUUAUAAGUGGGGUCUGGCACCCUGCAGCCCGAACCCCCACUGCUCCCACACCCCUUGGCCGGGGCCUCUCUCCCUCCUUCGGUAUUAAGGCUGCUUUGGGGGUAGCUUGUUGCUCCCUUCUCUCUUCCUUGAGGCUGGGCCAUACUGUUUGGGGCUGUGAGGAGGCAACCAGAUGAAUGGGGGAAAAGGUCGGUUCUACGUUGGGAUCCUGGCCAUUCCUGCCUCCUUCCCCACCCCAGCCGACCACUGACUUUGCUGAGACCUGGGAGGCCUGGGACAGACAUGCUGGCUGCUUGGUCACCCUAAGGUGACUCUCCUUGUCCUGGGUGGUCCCAUCCCUGGACCCAUCAUCCCCAGAAGAACCCUAUUCAGAGCCCACACUGCCAGUUGAGGCCUAGCUAGAGGCCAGAGACAGAAGCUUCUGUUGCAACCUCUGGUUUCUGCCUGGGCCCCUGCCUCAGCCAGCCGUCAAGGGCAGGGUUUGUGUCCCUCUGCUGAGCUGCACACUGUCCAGGUACGAAGCUGCACAUGGCGGGGCGAGAGAUCCUCCACCCUAGGCUGCAGGGGAGGCUGCAGGGGCGCCUGGAGCACCUGCGGCCCCCACAGUCUCCUCCACUGCCUUUUCCUCCAUCUGUCCUCUUCCCACCAGGCAUGGGCCCGCCCACCUGUCGGCUGAUGCUCUUACACUGGGAGAGGUGCCUUUUGUGUCCCCAAUUAAAGGUAGAAAACCACCCUG
Molecule: messenger RNA, 2350 nt
Organism: Pteropus alecto (black flying fox)
Lineage: Eukaryota; Metazoa; Chordata; Mammalia; Chiroptera; Pteropodidae
Gene: TOM1
Product: target of myb1 membrane trafficking protein
Exons: 15
Coding region: 118-1620 (500 amino acids)
Biological process (GO): signal transduction
Cellular component (GO): endosome; membrane
Molecular function (GO): clathrin binding; ubiquitin binding; phosphatidylinositol binding
Source: RefSeq, a predicted model, not a curated record